AUGAACAUAUCGAAUGUGAGCAAGGCAAAGCUUCUUCUUCCACUGAUACCCAAACUCAAUCGCUCGCUGUAUUCUCAUUCUCAGCGACGAACUCGUUCCCUUCCUCAUCACAGAGACAAACCCAUCAACUGGAACUCCACCCACAGCUUCGUUCUCCAAAACCCUCUCCUUUCGCUGCUCGAGAAAUGCAAAUCCUUGCUCCACUUGAAGCAGAUUCAAGCUCAGAUGAUAAUCACCGGGUUGAUUCUAGAUGCGUUCGCGUCAAGCCGGUUAAUCGCCUUCUGCGCAUUGUCAGAAUCUCGGUACCUCGAUUACUGCGUGAAGCUUCUGAAAGGUAUCGAGAACGCUAACGCAUUCUCAUGGAACGUGACGAUCAGAGGAUUCUCCGAGAGCGAGAAUCCGAAAGAAGCGGUUUUGCUCUACAAGCAGAUGCUGAGACAUUGCGAUUCAAAGCCAGAUCAUUUCACUUACCCAGUUUUGCUCAAGGUUUGUGCUGAUCUCGCGUUGAGUAGAUUAGGUCAUAUGAUUCUGGCUCAUGUUCUUCAGGUGAGAUUGGAAUUGGUUAGUCAUGUGCACAACGCUUCGAUUCAUAUGUUUGCUUCUUGUGGUGAGAUGGAGAAUGCGAGGAAAGUGUUCGAUGAAAGUCCUGUGAGAGAUUUGGUUUCUUGGAACUGUUUGAUUAAUGGGUAUAAGAAGACUGGUGAGGGAGAGAAAGCGAUUGCGGUUUAUAAGGAAAUGGAAUCUGAAGGAGUGAAGCCAGAUGAUGUGACUAUGAUUGGGUUGGUUUCUUCUUGUGCAAUGUUGGGAAGUUUGAGUCUUGGGAGAGAGUUUUAUGAAUACAUCAAAGCAAAUGGACUGAGGAUGACAGUUCCUCUUGCAAAUGCUCUGAUGGAUAUGUUCUCGAAAUGCGGAGAUGUUCACGAGGCGAGGAGAGUGUUUGAUAAGCUGGAGAAGAGAACAAUCGUGUCGUGGACUACGAUGAUUUCAGGCUAUGCGAGAUGUGGUCUGCUUGAUGUUUCAAGGGAGAUUUUCGAUGGUAUUGAAGAGAAAGAUGUUGUGCUGUGGAAUGCUAUGAUCGGUGGAUCAGUCCACGCCAAGCGUGGUCAAGACGCUUUGGCGUUGUUCCAAGAGAUGCAAACGAGUAGCGUCAAGCCUGAUGAGAUCACAAUGAUUCAUUGCCUCUCUGCGUGUUCUCACCUUGGUGCUCUUGAUGUAGGUGUUUGGAUUCACCGUUACAUCGAGAAACAUGGGCUUAGUCUCAACGUUGCUUUAGGAACUUCAUUGGUCGAUAUGUAUGCCAAAUGUGGUAACAUCUCAGAAGCUCGCAGUGUUUUCCAUGGAAUGCAGAGGAGAAACUCGCUUACGUACACAGCGAUGAUCGGAGGCUUGGCUCUUCAUGGAGAUGCAUCCUCUGCUAUAUCAUACUUCAACGAAAUGAUUGACACAGGGGUAGCUCCGGAUGAGAUCACUUUCUUAGGGUUGCUAUCAGCUUGUUGCCACGCAGGAAUGGUCCAAACGGGUCGUGAUUAUUUCUCUCAGAUGAAGUCUAGAUUCAAGCUAAAUCCCCAAUUGAAACAUUACUCUGUAAUGGUGGACCUUUUGGGAAGAGCCGGGCUACUAGAAGAAGCAGAGAAGCUCAUGGAAAGCAUGCCAAUGGAGGCAGAUGCUGCGGUUUGGGGAGCUUUGUUAUUCGGUUGCAGGAUGCACGGAAACGUUGAAAUGGGAGAGAAAGCGGCUAAGAGGCUUUUAGAGCUUGAUCCCGGUGACAGUGGGAUCUAUGUGUUGUUGGAUGGUAUGUAUGGAAAGGCUAAUAUGUGGGAAGAUGCAAAGAGAGCGAGAGGGAUGAUGAAGGAGAGAGGCGUAGAGAAGACUCCUGGUUGUAGUUCUAUUGAGGUUAACGGAGUUGUAUCUGAGUUCAUUGUUAGGGAUAAAUCGAAACCGGGAUAUGAGAAGAUCUAUGAUUGCUUACAUUGUCUUGGAAGACAUAUGGGAAGCUCGUUUGAGUGUACUUUAGAGCCACAUUAG
Microthlaspi erraticum is the source of this 2025-nucleotide messenger RNA. The record is from the annotation of a GenBank genome assembly. NCBI's taxonomy places the organism in Eukaryota, Viridiplantae, Streptophyta, Magnoliopsida, Brassicales, Brassicaceae.